Messenger RNA from Solea senegalensis (Senegalese sole), 1813 nucleotides. Its product is annotated as bile acid-CoA:amino acid N-acyltransferase-like. Gene Ontology annotation, molecular function: fatty acyl-CoA hydrolase activity. The transcript has 12 exons. The coding region runs from base 33 to 1562 and encodes 509 amino acids. Gene Ontology annotation, biological process: fatty acid metabolic process; acyl-CoA metabolic process. The record is from RefSeq and is a predicted model, not a curated record. NCBI's taxonomy places the organism in Eukaryota, Metazoa, Chordata, Actinopteri, Pleuronectiformes, Soleidae.
ACAUGUAUACAUGUGUGUAACUCAACACUGAAAUGCUUCGUGUAAGAAAAAUACAGCAGCACACAGUGCUGAAACUAAUACAGUGCUUCACUUUACAGAGGAGACAGACCAGCUUACACCAUGCAGUGGGUGCAGUACAGUGGUUGAGCAGAAACAGACCAGCUCCUUUGUUGACGGCUGCUCCUGUUCGUGCCAUCGUAGAUGAACCGAUCAGCAUUAAAGGGCAAUUCCUCCCCCCAUACUCUCCAGUUACACUUUGUGCACGAUUGCAUUGUGAAGAUGGUGACCUGUGGGAGGCAUUUGCCCAUUAUAAUACAAAAGCUGAUGGCACUGUCAACUUGACCAGGGAUCAUUCAGUUGGGGGUUCAUAUUUGGGCUGUGAACCAAUGGGACUCUUCUGGGGACUGCGGCCAUAUGGAGAAAGAGAAGGUCCAAGGACUCAGAGUUGUCAAAAGUCUGAGGUGUACAGUGUACAGAGAAGCUUGUCUCUCACUAUCAGGGGCUGCAAGGUGUUGAACGCACUUGAGAAGUCAAAGAAUAUGAUCCUCACAUAUGAACCAGGCAUACGCAGUUUCCACAGACUGAGGAAGAAAAAUAUAGAAACUUCAUAUGUCGUGCACAUUUCCCUCUGGGAUGGGCAUGUGUCACCCAGUGAGAGACCGAGCACUGAGCUGGCUGCUGUAACUGCUGAGCGCUGGUUCAUGGCACCAGGUGUAAGAAGAAUAGAGAUUCGCCAAAAUGGAAUUGUAGGGACGUUAUUCUUACCUCCUGGUCCUGGUCUAUUUCCAGCCAUGUUGGAUCUUUGGGGAGUAGGUGGAGGACUGCCAGAGUAUCGCUCAGCCCUGUUUGCAUCCAGAGGUUAUGCCAGUUUGUCACUCGCCUACAUGAAGCACAUAGACUUACCUGGCCCAUUCCAUUGCCUCACUGUUGGUGAUUCAUAUUUCAAGUCAGCUUUCCAGCUGCUUCAAGAACAUCAUCAAGUUUGUGCUGACAGAGUUGGGAUCAUCGGUCUGUCGUAUGGAGUCUACCUGACUCUUCGAAUUGCCACUCAGUUUGGUGUCAAACCAUCAUGCUUGAUUUGUGUUAAUGGACCAGCUGUAAAUAUCAUGAAGAGCACGGGUGGAGACAGCAGGACUCAAGACAGCGAUAGUGAUCCACAAUAUUGGACAUAUGACCAUCAAGGCUAUGUCACUUUCAAAGAAGUCUCCAGGCUUCAUAACAUUUGCCCAGGAAGCAGAUUGAAGCUGGAGAACAUCACCUGCCCAUUAAUGUACAUUUUGGGAGAAGAUGAUCUGAACACCUCAAGUGUGGAGAGUGUAAACCUGAUCGAGGAAACCCUGAGAGCUGCAGGUAAAUCUCACCUCUUCACUUGUUUGUCGUAUCCUGGUGCUGGGCACUUGAUUGAACCACCUUACACACCACUUGCAAGAACAUCACUAUGGAGAGUCAAACCAAUAAAAAUGAUGGUAGCAUGGGGAGGUCAUGUCUCACCUCAUGCAGCUGCCCAGGAAGAUGCCUGGAGGAACAUUCAGGAGUUUAUGGAAAAUAAUCUGAGACAGUGAAUCUGGUGAUGGUGAAGACUUGCAAGGUCUUGCUUGUGUUUUGAAAAUGCUGCGUUUACCUCAAAGAGUUUUGCCUCAGGGAAACUGAAAGAUUAACAUCUAAAUGUACAGAAAACUGAAGGGUUUUAUAACUGUGUAGAGUUAAUAAUGUCAUAAUAGGCAAAUAUAUAUAUUCUGUUUGUGGUAAAAGCACUAAAUGUCUGAUAUCCCUGUUUGUUUGUUUUUAAUAAAAUAAAUAUUGUAAUGAACUA